GGAUACCUAACGCGGUACCGAAGCACAGUGUUGUGUCCGACCUCGUCGACGUCAUUGUCACGUCUCGACCUCUCCGUCUGCCGCACACCUCGGAAAAAAACACACACACACACUGUGAAUUCAGAGUCAUACGUACACUUCGAUAUUCAGAUCAUAUAAUUCCACACCUUGUCAGGUCGCAGGCAGUGUUGACGUUUCUCUUGUCAUCGUGCAUUAUUCUGGCACUGGAGUGAUUAUACAAUACAUACAUAUCUACAUAGAUAGAUACAUACCGUGGUUUGCGUGAUUGCAAAUGAGCGAAAAGAUGAACUUUACCGAGGCGGAAAUACCGUAAGACACGGAAAUAUCAUCCGCUUCGGUUGAAAGGAAAUUCACAAUCCGCGGGGAAUGAUACAAGGAAAAAGAAACUUAAUCGGGAAAUUUCUCCUUAUUUGUGUUUACGUGUAAUGUGAUAAUAAUAUACUUACGUCACGGUUAUAAAUUAUAUAUAUAUAUAAUACAUUAAAGAUAUAAAGAUCCGAAGUUUAAAUAAACUGAACGCAUUGGCUGAAUGGUUCUACUCGGUCUUUUGGCCCCGGCGGCGGCGAGGUGGACGCGAGGAAAAGCAACCAAGAGAACCCACGAAGGUGGCGGAAUAGCAGUUGGGAGAUUAUCGCUGUCACGUUAUGGACCGCAGGUGAUGAGCGUGCUGUGCCUGCGCACCUCCUUGCCCCAGUCUAAUCCCAAUAACAGAAAAAACUCGGCGUCCGUAAAGAUUGACCUGGUGGAAGAGGAGCCGACACCAGUAUCCUCCGUCAAAGACAUAUCCACCGACGAGCUGGCUCUCCUAGCUAAACUGGAAGAAGCCAAUCGGCUCAUAGAGUCAGAUGCAAAGUCGUUGAAUUCACUGCAAAGCAACCACAGCAGAAAGGGAUCGGACACUUCGCAGGUCUCUUUGGCGUCGGGGGGCAGCAGCGGUGGUGGGGAUGCUGCGCCCCGACGCCACUCGCCAACAGACGGCGAAGAGAACAUCUGGACACUUUGGGGUCACAUCGUCGCCGACUGGGAGAAUUAUAGUAAAAAGAAGAAGGAGUUCGUCAAGGAACUGGUGCGCAAAGGCAUUCCACAUCACUUCAGAGGGAUAGUAUGGCAGCUAUUAUGCGGAGCUCACGACGCUCCGGUGAAAAAACAGUUCGCCGAAUACAUCAAAGCUACGUCGGCUUGCGAAAGGGUGAUCAGACGAGAUAUAGCUCGAACUUAUCCUGAGCAUGAUUUCUUCAAGGAAAAAGAUGGCUUGGGACAGGAAAGUCUGUUCAACGUAAUGAAAGCUUACAGUCUUCACGAUCGUGAGGUGGGAUACUGUCAAGGCUCGGGCUUCAUUGUUGGUUUGCUUCUCAUGCAGCAAAUGCCAGAAGAGGAAGCGUUCGCCGUCCUCGUUGCAUUGAUGCAAGAGUAUCGGCUUCGAGACAUGUUCAAGCCGAGUAUGGCCGAAUUAGGAGUCUGCAUGUACCAGCUGGAGCAUCUUGUGGCUGACACGCACCCCGAACUUCACGCUCACUUCACUGCGCAAGGUUUCCACACGUCGAUGUACGCCUCUUCGUGGUUUUUGACACUCUUUACGACUGCGCUGAGCCUGCCUCUCGCCUGUCGUAUUUUCGAUGUGUUUCUCUCGGAGGGAAUGGAGGUCAUAUUCAAGGUCGCCUUGGCUAUGCUACACUUAGGCAAAGAAGACUUACUGAGCCUCGACAUGGAAGGCAUGCUGAAGUUUUUCCAGAAAGAAUUACCUGGUCGAGCGGAGGCGGAUCCUGACGGACUGAUGAAUCUUGCGUAUGAGAUGAGAAUUAACCAAAAACGAAUGAAGAAGUUGGAAAAGGAUUACACAGUGUUGAAAAUGAAGGAGCAGGAGGAAAUGGUGGAACUUAGAAGGCUGAGAGCGGAAAACAGACUACUUAGGCAAAGAACCGAACUAUUGGAAGCAGAGUCGGCCGAACUUGCCGACAGAUUAGUUAGGGGUCAAGUAUCGAGGGCAGAAGAAGAAGAAACAACGUUCGUUGUGCAGAGGGAACUGGCAGCUUUGAAGCAUACCCAUCUAGAAACAAAUCAUCAGUUAGAAAUAGCGCACGAAGAGUUAAGGUCGCUUUCCAUUCUAUUGGAAGAGAAUUUAACAUCGAAACAGUCGUCUCUUGACGAGAUGUCGCUUAAGCAAAAAGCGUUAUCGGAAAAAGAAGAAAUGUUACAGUGCUUACAGCAAGAGCUGGUCAAAGUUAGAUUGCACGAGGCGGAGAAUGACGCUACGAUCAGGGACCUAAGAGCAAGGAUACAAGAAUUAGAGGAGGACAAAAAAACACUACGAGAGUCGAGACCGGAUAAUUCUGUGGCGCAUCUUCAAGAGGAAUUGAUCGCUGUGAAACUAAGAGAAGCGGAAGCGAAUUUAUCUCUGAAAGAUCUUCGGCAAAGGGUAACGGAAUUAAGUUCGGCAUGGCAGAGGCAUCUUCAAGAGCAUCGAUCGGCUCAACCUGCUCCGGCAGCAGAUUCGACGCCAAAGAAAUUACUGUUCUGGGAAAACCGAGGUCACGAGACUCAAAGACUGGAAGAAGAUUUGAUGACGACAAGAAUCCGGGAAAUGGAGGCUCUCACCGAGGUUAAAGAACUCAGACUGAAAGUAAUGGAACUCGAAACCCAAGUACAGGUGGCGACGAAUCAACUUAGAAGACAGGACGAAGGCGGAAAGCAGCUAAGGGAGGAACUCGACGAAGCUCUGAUAAGAGAAAAAGACCUCACAACGAAACUUCGGGAACAACAACACAAGUAUUCGGAUCUAGAAUCAAAAAUGAAGGAUGAAUUCAUGAUGGCGAGGAUAAGGGAUGCGGAACAUGCUCAGCAAGUCGCUGAACUUACUCAUAAAAUAUCCUUACUUGAACUUAAGAACGAAGAAAUGUAUGCAGAAGGCGAACUAAGGAACAACCUGGAUGAUAGCGAACGAGUAAAAGAAUUGCAGGAUAAAGUUGCCGACUUGAAAGCUGAAGUCAUGAGGCUAGAGAGCUGGAAACAAAGAUGGACCGGCAAAGAUGGUCCAGCGAUACGAAGUAUAAGUGUGGACACCGAGAGCGAGUUAGAUGAACGGGAUCUCAGGAUCUGCCUUCAAGAUCCAGUCAAUGCGUCGACGCCCAGCCCUCCCGACAUGUAGAUUCUAUCCAUGCAAAGUGUUGCGCUAAAAUUCACUAUUCAAGCAGCUAAGUAACAAAUAACGAUACUCCAUUUUUGGCUGUGAAGCCUUUCAAAAGUCAAUGCACAAUGCUCAACUUGAAAAAAAUGGAGAGAAAAAUAAUUUGAUAUUACUAUUAUGAUAUAUAUAUAUAUUUAUAUAAUAUAUGUAUAUGGGGCAUUCCAUGUCAAUUCGCCGGGCCAUUGGCCUGACCCCUUCCGAUUUUGAUGUCCAAUUUAUUUUGGGUUCUGUUGGGCCCAAAAUACGACCUCAAAUUUUUGGAAAUUCUUAUUUCAUUUUUAAGGGGU
Messenger RNA from Neodiprion virginianus, 3492 nucleotides. It is a transcript of the gene Evi5, whose product is annotated as ecotropic viral integration site 5 ortholog. The transcript has 10 exons. The record is from RefSeq and is a predicted model, not a curated record. NCBI's taxonomy places the organism in Eukaryota, Metazoa, Arthropoda, Insecta, Hymenoptera, Diprionidae. The coding region runs from base 551 to 3166 and encodes 871 amino acids.